Molecule: messenger RNA, 153 nt
Organism: Loa loa (African eye worm)
Lineage: Eukaryota; Metazoa; Nematoda; Chromadorea; Rhabditida; Onchocercidae
Exons: 2
Coding region: 1-153 (50 amino acids)
Source: RefSeq, a predicted model, not a curated record
AUGUCUGUAUAUAGUCAACAGUGCGCAACCGGUCAACAUUUAUCAAACGAAGAAAUACGACAGCAAUACAAGAUCAAGGAAAGAAUUAUUGAAGAGAAAAUAAUGCGUCUCCAAUUGUGUAUUGAUACUCUUGAAAGAACAAAUGAGAAAUGA